AUGACCUUUCCUCAAAUAUGGCUGUGUGGUAUUGUUCUCGUGGCUGGGGUAUUUCCCACCAUUUCUAUGGGACAAGAAUGUGUGUCAGAAUCCGGAUACUUUAAUCUAAGUAGUCAAUGGGCGCUGGACGACAUCUCACAAAGGUGUACGACGCUUGUUGGCCGGCUCAUGAUUGCCACCAACUAUACAGGGCCAUUCAUCCUUCCCAAUAUCAAAAACAUCACAAGCGAUGUAUUCCUGGACUGGUGGGAUUUCAAACCCACGCCUCGGCCAACAUCCAUCGAGCUUCCCGAUUUGGAAUCCCUAGGAGGAAACAUGGCAUUUCAAAGCCUGACAACUUUGACUAACUUGUCCAUGCCAAAACUCACUAGCCUACAAUAUUUGCGCAUGGCGUAUCCCACCGCUAUGGACUUUAGGUCAUUAACUGAAGCGGGGGGGAUAUCACUUGCGGGGAACUUUUCCAGUAUCACAUUCAAGUCGCUGGAAAGAGUCAAAGACCAUCUUUCUAUCUGUGGUACCCCGUACUGCAAUGAAAGUCUGCCUCUAACAACUGAGCUGGACUUAUCCUUCCCAUCUCUCAGGGAAGUGGGCGGGCUGAGUGUGAGAGGCAAAGUUUCAAGGCUGUUCGUACCUGAACUUGCCAGCGUUGGAGGACCUCAUCGGGUUUCCACCAGCCAAGGAAUGACUAUUAGCGCCUCUGGCGGACUCCCGUUAAACCUCAGCUUUCCCCAGUUGAGUAUUGUAGGUGGCUGGCUCAGAUUGAAUGGCGAUAUCGCGAGUCUUGAAAUGCCCUCCGUGCGCAACAUGAGCGCAGAUCUCAGGGUUAAUACCGCCCCAGAGCUCAACGUUACCUUCCCCUUUGUUACAGCACAGGAUAUGCUUAUAGCUGGAAAUAUUUCGAGUGCUCGGUUUCCAAACCUCCGAAAUGCCACAAAGGUUGCUAUUCUCUCUGAUCUUGCCAUAGACUGCGGUCCGAUCGAGGAGGAGUUGAGGAGAAAUUUGAACGUGACAGAAGACAGCCGCAUUGUAUCCUGCCGGUCAACCUAUGAGCCAUCCUCGGGGCUGAAGGCCGGGGUGAAAGUCGCUAUUGGAGUAGUUGUUGGCGCGCUGGCUGGAGCCGUGCUCGGUGGGCUGUACGUUUUCAGACGGAGGAGACGGGCAAAGCAACUGAAGUCGACUUCCUCGGUCGAGCUGCAUGAAGCGAUCCCGUCAGCUAGCCGGAACGUAAAUGGAGAUGGAGAGGCCCUUCCUCCGUACUCCGCAAGACCCUUGUCACGUUGA
This is a messenger RNA of Aspergillus ochraceoroseus IBT 24754, 1281 nucleotides long. RefSeq lists its product as uncharacterized. The transcript is spliced from 6 exons. Bases 1 to 1281 code for a protein of 426 amino acids. The record is from RefSeq and is a predicted model, not a curated record. Lineage: Eukaryota; Fungi; Ascomycota; Eurotiomycetes; Eurotiales; Aspergillaceae.